Messenger RNA from Mytilus californianus (California mussel), 1935 nucleotides. Its product is annotated as zinc finger protein 862-like. The coding region runs from base 360 to 1805 and encodes 481 amino acids. NCBI's taxonomy places the organism in Eukaryota, Metazoa, Mollusca, Bivalvia, Mytilida, Mytilidae. The record is from RefSeq and is a predicted model, not a curated record. The transcript is spliced from 3 exons.
UUGGAAAUUAUAGCCCGCCCGACCGCCCGAGACGGCCUAUUUUACGAUCGGGCGGUCAAAAAUUAAAUUUCAACAGUCCGGUGGACGGUCUAUUUUUUGAAGGUGGCUGGGAUUACCUUUUUCUAUUUUUGGAAUGAGUUCUCAGUAUUACCCCAUUCAUAACAGCACGUAAGAAACAUGACUGUCAAUUAACCUUGUACUACCACGUGUUUCCACACGAUUUCUGCAGGGAACAUGGUGAUACCUGUUGUUUGUAAGAUCCGCACUCAUUGGCUUGUUGGUAUCGAAUCGUCCAAUCACGAUCGCGUUUAUUAAAUAAAAAAUAAAUAUAUAUAAAUAAAUUUGUUUUGGUAAACUCGAUGUCUUUAAGACAGUACUUGGGCCUUUUGUCGCCGAAAAAGCGAACUGCUGUUGAAUCAACAGAAAAAAAUAAAUUGUAUGAUCAGUCUAAGAGGAAGCGGGUAAUUGUUCCUGGUUGGAAAACGGAGUUCGAGUGGUUGAUUUGUGACGACUCGCAUGGUAAAAUAUUUUGUCAACCAUGCCGUUCAGCGUAUGGGCCCUUGGCUGUCAGAAAAGUACCUGAAAGAUUUCGGCGAUAUGCAAAAGGCCCGUUUGUAGUUGGUUGUGCAAAUUUAAGGCACGAUGCCCUUACUACACAUGCAAAAUCCGAUGGCCACAACUACGCAGUUGAAUUUCUGAAAAAUCGAGGACAACCAACAGGAGAGAGUGUAGCUGAAAAAACAGUACAAACCCUCAACAAGGCAUCAUUUCAUAGACUUGAAAAACUAUUUAGGAAUGUACAUGCCAUAGCGAAAAAGUCACGGCCUAUUUCUGAUUAUACAUGGCAAUGUGAGCUUGACAUCCAAAAGGGUAUUGACUUAGGAGACACCUACAGAAACACCAAAAGUUGCAAGGAAUUUCUGGUUGCUAUUUCGGAAAUUGAAAGGGGUAAAAUUGAGGAAAAGAUUGAACUAGCCAAAUUUUAUACCCUUAUGUCUGAUGGAUCCACUGAUGUUUCCGUUAUUGAAAAUGAAAUUGUCUACAUUCAUUUUGCGCAUAGAGGUAUUGCCUACUGCUAUUUCCUUGGGCUCAUUCAGUGUGAGUCUGCUGAUUCCAAAGGAAUAUAUGCAGCAAUUCUACAAGCUUUGAAUUUCAAGAACUUGACGGUCAAUGAUAUUCUUAAGAGAACCGUAGGAUUUGCUGGGGAUGGCGCAUCAGUGAACACGGGACAGCUGAAUGGUGUUAUUGCACAUUUUCGAGAAAAUGCUUCCUCUUCUGUAGUCAUGGUCCAGUGCAUGUCACAUAGAAUUGAACUUGCAUACAAAACUGCUUUCAAGGUAGCUCCAGUUUUUACUAAAGUCUUUAGUCUCCUAGAUGAUCUGUUUAAAUUUUACCACAAAAGUCCUAAACAGACAAGCAACUUGAAGCAGACCUUUACCGCACUCAAGAUCAAACAGACAAUGCCAACAAGGAUUGGUGGUACCCGAUGGUUAGGACAUGUUCAGACUGCCCUAAACAGUCUCUGGAAGGUAUAUCCUGCAUUUGUCACUCAUCUUGGACAGGUUUCAUUACACAACACUCAGAGUGCUACACAAUCCAAGGCAAAGUAUCUUCUUAAACUUCUCAGAAGCAAGAGUGUUAUUGUAUUUGCCCAUUUCAUUAAUGAUGUUGUCAAUGUACUGACCAAGCUUUCCAUGUGCCUGCAGCAGAGAGCUACUUGCCUUUAUGAAGUUCACCAGGAUCUAGAGUGUACCAUAGCCAAUAUACAAAAACUAGAAGCAAGGUUCAUUUCUAUUCAGCUUUAAACAUAAUGCAGGCUUGCACAUUAUCAGCUUCAUUUUCUCUUUGUUUGUCCUUUACCAAUAACUUUUUUAUUGAAACUUAUCCAGAUAUCACUUACAUGUUUUAAUAAUCUUUUAUUAUUUUUUUUCAAGU